CACACACAGUUUUCACCGCCGACACAAGACAUCACGAUUUUUCCUCGGUCCGUCCGGAUACACUCAGUCACCGACUGACUGCGGAUUGGGAAUAUCGUGCCGUGUGAGAGUUGGCUUUCGUCGCCGUGCUUGUAGUGGCCCAUCAAGUGGAAUGUGAGUGAAUAUACACAUUGGGUGAAACGGAGGGUGAUCCACAACCGAACGCAAAGGGGAAGAAGCCAGAGCACGAUAAUAAGAACCAUUGAGCAAUUCUGGUUAAAAAUGUGCUACGCGAAGAAAAUAAAAUAGAAAUUCGAGACGGUCGACGAUCAACGACGACGACGACGACGGUGCGGCGGCAGCAAAAUAAGAAAUCGCUUUCCUUCUCGGUCUACCGAGUCAAGUCAAAUCCCCGUGUUCGCUCAGUGUCAAAUAUUUUUCAUCCCGGUCGUCGUCCCAAGUCGGGCAUCUGGCUGAAGAGAGUGUCCCAUUCCCAUAUGUGUGCACGAUACGCACGCGAAAGUGAUGUGUCUGUGAAAAUUAGUGCUGCUGAAAUAAACUACCCGAACGUGUGAAUUUCUCGCGGGUUAUCCCGUUCCUGUGCUCGCCAAGGUUUUUGCAAUGAGAAUAUGGCCAAGUUUCUCCGAGAAGGUGCCGAAUAGCGUUGAAGAUUGUGCUUGUUUUACAGAGAAGAAAGAAUAAACAGGAGAUUGUAUGUGGCAAAUAGCGCAAAAGUUGUGCACAAAGUGAAGUGAUAGUGAAACUGAGAAGAGAAAACGUAAAGGUGCCAGUUGCAACACGUGGAGCUACCGGCAAAGAAAAAGCGGAAGCUUUCAGCGCUAGAAUUAAGAUUGCUUUCCUGUAGUUAACAGUAGAUAAUGACCGCUGCAGUUAUGGCGGCGUCCGAUGGCAGUUAUGAUCCAGUGAUUUCCAAACUCAUCACAUCCCUGAAGGAGGCGGACAGUUUAUCGGACGAGCAGGACCUGGGCUUUCUGCAGAACUUACUCCAGUCCAAGGAACUCAACGCACUCGUCAACGUUCACAGCAAAGUUGCCAAAAUCAACAAGGAUGACCGGAUAGCACCGCUCCUGUCGGCAUCCAUGCAGGUGCUGCUCGAAGUUUUAGAAUUACUAGCACCCCGGUGCCACAUCUCGCCACUGUGUAAGGAAGUAUUCCAUCUGCUGCAGACGCCACACUUGCAGAGCCUCCUGUUCGCACACGAUGCCAUAGCGCAAAAAGACUUCUACCCUCACCUGCCGGAAAUUCCCGUCGAAGUGGACGAAGACGAGGAAACCAUCAAAAUUGUACAGCUAGUGAAAAGUAAUGAACCAUUGUGUGCUGGAGCACAGAGUGCGGAACCAAUCGUAGGUGCCACAAUCAAAACCGACGAGGAAACGGGCAAAAUCAUAAUCGCCCGAAUUAUGCACGGUGGAGCAGCCGACCGGUCCGGACUGAUCCACGUGGGCGACGAGGUGAUCGAAGUUAACAACAUCAACGUCGAGGGCAAAACGCCUAGCGAUGUGCUGUCGAUACUGCAAAACUCAGAGGGAACGAUUACGUUCAAGUUGGUUCCCUCGGACGGCAAACUGGACCAGCGGGAGAGCAAAGUACGCGUGAAGGCGUACUUCGAUUACGAACCGGAGAAUGAUCCCUAUAUCCCUUGCAAGGAGGCCGGGUUGGGAUUCGGUCCGGGAGAUAUCCUGCAUAUUGUUUCACAGGACGAUUCCUACUGGUGGCAAGCUCGGAAAGAAGGCGAAAAGACAACGAGAGCCGGUCUUAUUCCUAGCCGUGCACUGCAGGAAAGGCGAAUCCUACACGAUCGCACUCAAAAGGAAACAAACGGCGAAGCCAAAAAAGGUUCAUGUGCCUCCAUCUGUUCGACACCACCGGGUUCGCCCAAUCCCAACAUUCCCUGUCGAGGGCCGAAAACUAAAAAGAUUAUGUACGAUACAGCGGAGAACGACGACUUCGACCGGGAGAUGAUCGCCACGUACGAAGAGGUGGCCAAGCUGUACCCCAGGCCCGGGGUGUACCGACCGAUCGUUCUGAUCGGAGCCCCCGGUGUCGGAAGGAACGAGCUGAAACGCCGACUGGUGGCGCGGGAUCCGGAGCGAUACAAGAGCUGUGUGCCAUAUACCACUCGACCCAUGCGUCCCGGUGAAGUAGCCGGACGGGAGUACCUCUUCGUGUCCCGUGAAAAGAUGGAAAGCGACAUUGCCAAUGGGAAAUUCAUCGAGUACGGCGAAUACAAGGGGCAUCUGUACGGGACGUCGGCGGAAAGCGUGAAGACUAUCGUUAACGCAAGCUGCGUUUGUGUUCUGAGUCCGCACUACCAGGCGUUGAAAUCGCUGAGGACCGCUCAGCUUAAACCGUACAUCGUGCACAUUCGACCACCGCCAUUCGACCAGCUGAAGCAAACUCGGACCAAGGCUCGCGCUCGGUCAACGUUCGACGAGACCAACUCGAGAGGAUUCACGGACGAAGAGUUCAACGAGAUGAUCAAAUCGGACGAGCGGAUCAACUUCCUGUACGGCCACUUUUGCGACGACGAGAUCGUCAACGGUGACCUGACGGAAGCGUUCGAGAAGCUCGUCCACCUGGCCAACAAGUCCGAAACGGAACCGCUGUGGGCUCCGGCCAGUUGGGUACAAUGAAGGCACAUCUGCUCUGCCGCCGCAAGUGCUGUCGUGACUGCUACUGCUGCUGCUGCUGCUACUUCUACUACUGUUGCCACUACCGAUGCCGCUGCUGCCGGGCCGGAGUUUGUUGAGCUUACUUGGGGAGAGCGAUCAGAAGGUGUUCGUAACUGUAAACCAAUUGAAUAGUUCUUUUUUGUUUUUGUUGUUUCCGCUGAUAGACUGGGUAUUGGGAGACGUCCUACUCCCUGGAACCGUCUAUGAAUAAGCGAUAUACGUUAUGUGCCGAAUAUGUGCUAGGAAGAACGCCCACCGCGAGAAAGGCGUAUGGAAGUUAACGAAAAGGCGAUUAGUUGUUAAACUAGACUUUAGUUGAAAUAUUAUUUUAUUUUGCUGUUUCAUAAAUUCAUAAAUGGUAAAUAUGAUGUUUUUGACUGUUGCAAUCUUUCGAGGCAGUAAAACCAUUUUCGGGUUUCUUGAAGUUCCAUAACGAAUUGUCAAAUAAGUGUAACGACUUCAGGCUUACCAGUUUCUAGGAUAUCCGGUAUGAUUAUGAAUUGGAAACGACAUAGCAUUUUAGCUGUUAAAGAAGAUUGCCAUCGUCAGAAACAUAUCCCCAUUUACCCCUAUAAACAAGAACCACAGUUGUAGAUCAACGUUUUAGAUAAGUUUGUAGCUCAAUUAUUUUCCAUGGGUUGAGAACUUCGAGUUCUCAACGUCCCUCAGACUACCAAACGUCCAUUCUUAGAGUAUUUAUAUAGGUUUGUCAUCGGUUUGUUCGCGCUAACAUAGUUUUUACUUUUUGAUUCAAACAUAGGUUCAAUUUCAUCAACCGACACAUACACCCAAAUAAUGUGCAGUUGGCAAUAAGGAAAUGAUUUGACUUGCUUCUAAAUGAUUGAGUAAUUUCUCCCUUGACAAGAAACGUGCCUAAUUUCGCUUAAAAAUUGAUAUGUUUUACUAGAAAUCACGAGAUUAAUCGAAACAAAUACCUUCUGGUAGGUCACGUUUGAUUAGUAUUCAGAUUCAAUGAACGAUAAACAGUAAAAGGAUACGUUUCACUGCCCAUUCAGAGUCAGUUUGGUUUAUGUAGGUAACACGAACAAACGUGGAGUAAACUUCGCUGGUUGAUUUCUUGAAACAAAUAAAUCCUCUGUUUCUUUUGUGACCUGCUUUUGAUUCUUGUUUUUAUUUUUCAUCGGACAUGUGAGAAGUUUCUUGAAACGGUAAUGAUUGAUAUUUUGCACAUUUGAAUAAACUAAGAUUUUAUGUUCUGUA
This is a messenger RNA of Aedes albopictus (Asian tiger mosquito), 3893 nucleotides long. It is a transcript of the gene metro, whose product is annotated as MAGUK p55 subfamily member 7. Gene Ontology annotation, cellular component: cell-cell junction; plasma membrane. Gene Ontology annotation, molecular function: protein binding. The record is from RefSeq and is a predicted model, not a curated record. Bases 858 to 2633 code for a protein of 591 amino acids. The transcript is spliced from 12 exons. NCBI's taxonomy places the organism in Eukaryota, Metazoa, Arthropoda, Insecta, Diptera, Culicidae.